AUGAAUAAUCAAGGGUUUUUAGGUGUUAAUAGUGACCAAGCCAAGUCAGAUGCCACCAAGUCAGUCAAUAUCGGUAAAGAUGUUGAUGCCGGAACAUUAGGAAAUUUAAAUAAAAUUGCGAAAUCAAAUGAGAUCAAAGAUCCGCAUCCACUCUCCGAUAAGGAACUUGCAGAAAAUGCACAGUUGAGAAUUACUUUACUUGGUAUCUCAAUGGAAUCAUUUCUUUUCAUUUGUGUUAAUGAAAAUGGUGUGAAGUUCCCAGUAGAACUUGCAGGUAUUGCACACACAAACAUUACAUCCAGUUCACCAAUUAUUCGUAAUUUAUUUAUUGAUUUCUUUGUUGAAAAUCUCUUAGACAAACAAUUCUUACUCAGAAUUCACACAAAGUCGCCAAAUGGCUAUGUAGGUACUCUUACUCAAGGAAAUCGCGAUAUUGGCGCCACAAUGCUAAUCAAAGGCAUUGUUCGUUUCAAUUCACUUACAUCAAACUAUCUUUCGAAGCCAAACCAUUUCCAAGCUCUCGAGACAACAGCCAAGCGUCAAGGAACUGGCAUUUGGGCCGAUACAAAUUACAAAGAAAUUCGGACGAAACCAUUUCCAGCCCAAAUUCUUGCCAUUCCAUCCUCAAACACCUUUACAAUCAUCAACGAGAGUGGCGAUGAAGAAUUGUUCUACUUAAGUACCGUCCAUUGCCCAGAUUUCAGUUUCAAUGGAAUUUCAGAGCCAUUUGGCUUCGAAGCCUGGAAUUUCAUCCGCGAAACAGUUAUUGGCAAAGAAGUCUACAUUACACUCGACGACGACCGCGCUGACAAGAAAUUUGCCACAAUCAAAAUCGGAAACGAGAUUUUGAACGAAAUGCUCUGCAGAAAAGGCCUCGCACUCCUCUCCAUCAACCGUGUCCGUAAGAACAGCGAUUACAUCGAACAGAUCCGAAAUGCCUACCUUUAUGCCCAAGAAAAUCAAAUUGGAAUUUUCGGAUCCGAAAUCCCCAAACCAGUCCUCGUCAAAGAGCUAAACAGAGAGGACAGAGAUCUCCUGAUGGCAGACGAGUACUCCAGGAACGUCAGAGCUAUCAUUGUCGAAGUAACAGGUUCGGUUUACUUGAAAUUGUUUGUUCCAAGUUUACAAACAAUUUUGAGAGUAUCUUUGGUCGGAUUAGUCCCCUUACAAUCCAAUGACUGGACAUCACGCCGUGCUAUGGAAGUAUUAAGGCGCUGCUUCCUCCACCACGAAGUAGAUGUAACAAUCACUCGUUAUGCAGAACAUUCCCGAUAUUACAGAGUUUUGAUUUACGAUUCGAUUUCAAAACUCGAUGCACGUGUUCCUCCUGUCCACGAAGGCCUUGUUCACUACAACAAGCUUGCAACAGACGAUCCAUCGACAAACAAGGAUGAGUUAGAACAGCACGCUGAAGAAGCCAGAUCCAAAUCCAUUGGUAUCUUCAAAUCAGAAGGAAGGAAUUCAUCACAGAUUCCAAAAGACAAAGCAAUUCCUGUCAUCAUUACCAAAGUAAUUGAUGAAACAACUUACGCCGUACAAGCUCAAAAUGACAAUUCAACAAAAGUCAAUGAGCUUCUGAAGGCGGAUUUCCCACAACUAGAAUUGCUUCCAAUGGAAGACCAGUACGUAAUCAUGGUCAGAAAUGGUGUGAACUACAGAGCACAAGUUGUGAGAAAUCGUGGACCAGAAGUGUUCGUUAAUUUAAUUGAUUACGGUGUUGAUGUUUGGUCAUUUGUUUCUGAUCUGAGGAAAUACGAUGAUGAAUUGAUGCAGUACCAACCAAAUGGAUUUGUUGUAUCACUCGCUUUCAUUCAGCCAUUUAGAAACAGAUCGAAACAGUUCACUGAAACAUGUUUGAACUAUAUCGCAAACAUUUUCGCACUUGGAAAUAGUGUUUACAUAAGAAGACCUUUCGAUAGAGAACUUCCUUGCGUAAUGAUGAUGAUGAAUGACACUCCUGCGGCAAUGACUCUGCAGUACGCAUUAGUUCAUGACGGAAUUUGCACUGUAAUUGAUGAAGACGUGCACCAGCUAUUCCUUCCUGUUGUAAAGGAACUCAGAAAGGUAAUGGCAAACGCAAAGGAAAAUAAGUUUGGAGGUUGGAGCUUACAAGAAUCUCUUAUAUAA
Molecule: messenger RNA, 2127 nt
Organism: Trichomonas vaginalis G3
Lineage: Eukaryota; Parabasalia; Trichomonadida; Trichomonadidae
Product: gamete generation protein family
Exons: 1
Coding region: 1-2127 (708 amino acids)
Biological process (GO): mRNA catabolic process
Cellular component (GO): cytosol; nucleus
Molecular function (GO): RNA binding; nuclease activity
Source: RefSeq, a predicted model, not a curated record